Acanthosepion pharaonis is the source of this 1506-nucleotide messenger RNA. NCBI's taxonomy places the organism in Eukaryota, Metazoa, Mollusca, Cephalopoda, Sepiida, Sepiidae. The record is from the annotation of a GenBank genome assembly.
AUGUAUCUAUCUAUCUAUGUACAUAUCAUUCUGUUCAUAUCUAUCUAUCUAUUUCACUCUUCUUAUUCUCAAAUACUGGCUCUUCGCGACUCGUCAGCUUUGACGCGAAGCCUCGCCUCUCAGAUAACCCGUCGUUUCUUCCUCGUGACGAACUGCGACAUUUCCUCUUCAUUUCUUUCUUUCUUUCUUUCUUUCCUUCAUUCAUUCCUUGAUCUAAUCUUCUUUCUAUCUUUCUUUCAUUCCUUGAUUCAUUCUUCUUUCUUUCCUUCUUUCCUUCCUUCUUUCUUUCUUUCUUUUUCUAUUUCUCUUUCUCUCUGUCUUUCUUUCUUUCAUUCGUUAGUUCGUUUUUCUUCUUUCUUUUUUUUUCUUUCUUUGUUUUUCGUUAUAUUUUAUUUAUAUCAAAUCUCUCUUUCUUUCUUUCUUUCAUUCUUUCUUUCUUUCGUUCUUUCUUUCAUCCGUUCUGUGUUAAUAUCUAUCUAUCUAUCUAUCUAUCUAUCUAUCUAUCUAUAUAUAUAUCUCAUUUUGUUCAAAUCUAUCUCAUUUUGUUCAAAUCUAUCUCAGUGUGUUCAUAUCUAUCUAUCUAUCUAUCUAUCUAUCUAUCUAUCUAUCUCAGUCUGUUCAAAUCUAUCUCAUUUUGUUCAAAUCUAUCUCAGUGUGUUCAUAUCUAUCUAUCUAUCUAUCUAUCUCAGUCUGUUCAAAUCUAUCUCAUUUUGUUCAAAUCUAUCUCAGUGUGUUAAUAUCUAUCUAUUUAUCUAUCUAUCUAUCUAUUUCACUUUCUACAGCUACCUCAGCAGUAGCCAGUAUAAUGACCAUUUUAAGGCCGAAUUUCUCGCCGACAACGACACCGCUUUCCGCGUCCAUUCAUAUCUAUCUAUCUAUCUAUCUAUCUAUCUGUCUGUCUGUCUGUCUGUACGUCUGUCUGUCUGUCCUUGUCAAUAUCUAGCUAGCUACCUAUCGCUGUCAAUCCCCUCUCUCUCUCUCUCUCUCUCUCUCUCUCUCUAUCUAUCUAUCUAUCUGUCUCUACCUAUCGCUGGCAAUCCCCCUCUCUCUCUCUCUCUCUCUCUCUCUCUCUCUCUCUCUAUCUAUCUAUCUAUCUAUCUAUCUAUCUAUACAUCUAUCUGUGUGCCUGCCAAUAUCUAUCUAUCUGUCUCAUUCACUUGCUCUCUCUCUCUCUCUCUUUCUCUCUCUCUCUCUCUAUCUAUCUAUCUAUCUAUCUAUCUCAUUCUGUUUCUUACUAUCUGUCUAUCCAUCUAUCUAUAUUGUUCACGAUUCGGCUUGUUUAUAUCUGCCUUAGUCUUUCUUUCUUUCUGUCUAUCUAUUCUCUUUACAUCUAAAUCUGUUUAUAUUUCUCAAAAUAUAUUGAUUCUUUCAUCUUUUCAUAUCUAUCUAUUUAUCCUAUUCUCUUUUCAUCUAUCUAUCUAUCUAUCUAUCUAUCUAUCUAUCUAUCUAUCUAUCUCUCUCUCUCUCUCCCUAUAUAUAUAUAUAUAUAUAUAUAUAUAUAUAUAA